AAGUCCAUAUGUUUAUUAAUCUGUCACUUGCCAGUUGUUGCCCUUUAUUGGAUUGUUCACCCAUAUGUUCUGUAUAAAGGCUAGCCAUAAUGACUGUGAGGCAUAAUCCUAAUCCACUUGAAACUUGUUUUGAUUAAGUGGUCACGGGGCUUGGCCAAGAAAACCGCCUAUAUACUGGACUAGAUCCCUAUUACACAUGAAGUAUGACCAAGGCUGAAGCCUUGUGUGUGCCAACAGAGAGGUGCCUCUUGAAUGAAAGCAAUUGAGAGUCUGUCUCCUGUUCUAACAAAUAUGUCUGAAACAUCCUCCAAACAUCUGUGGGUCUUGUUUCAACAGUUUCCUGAGGCUUACAGAACAGAAGACAUUCAGGGGAAUAAACUCUCAGCUGCUAAGGCGCUAAAAGACUGACGGAUAACCCUUAUUGUGGAGGGGAGAGGCAACCUACCCAGUUGUACCUCAUACUUCAGGGUCAUGGGAUGUGGCUUUGCAAAAUCAGACCAAGCGCAGCUGAAGCAACUCAACAGAGGAACUGCCACAGCCAUGCGGGCAGCUCUCCUGAUCCAACGUUGGUACCGUCAGUAUGUGGCUAGGCUGGAGAUGAGACGCAGGUGCACCUGGAAUAUCUUUCAGUCCAUUGAGUAUGCAGGAGAGCAGGACCAGAUCAAGCUCUACAACUUCUUUGGGUACCUCAUGGAUCACUUCACUCCAGCAAGCAGUGAGAGGAACCUGAUUUCACACAUCUUCCGUGAGCACGACAUUGGCCGUGAUGUAGAGUGGGAGAGCUACAAGAGCAUCGAGGUGCCAGAGUUAUACUCUGGUCCACACCUCUCCUUCCCAAUGACCUUCUCCAACGCAGCUGAGCUGGUGGAGGCUUUCAAGAACAAACAACAGCUUCAUUCUCGCUAUGUCCUGCAGCUUCUUGUGGAGUCCUGGAGGCGGCUGAGAAUCCUCCCCAACAUCAGUCAGAUCUCCACCUGCCACUCCAAGGAGAUCACUAUCUGUGGAGACUUACAUGGGCAUCUUGAAGAUCUUUUGUUGGUUUUCUACAAGAAUGGCUUACCAUCAUCUGAGAGGCCUUAUGUCUUCAAUGGAGACUACGUUGAUCGAGGAAAAGAUUCCCUGGAGAUCCUUCUCAUCCUGUUUUCUUUCCUCCUGGUCUAUCCUAAUGAUGUCCAUCUGAACAGAGGCAACCACGAAGACCACAUAGUUAAUCUGAGAUAUGGUUUCACAAAAGAGGUGCUUGGAAAAUACAAGCUCCACGGCAAGAAGAUUUUAAAGCUUCUCCAGAAAAUAUUCAGCUGGUUACCCCUGGCAACAGUAAUUGACCACAAGGUGUUGGUCCUGCACGGGGGUAUCUCAGACACAACAGACCUUCACCUCCUAUCCAGGGUGGACAGACACAAAUAUGUUUCAGCUCUCCGGCCUCCCAAGAGCAAGAAGCAGAUGAGGUCAGGUUUGAUUGGAUCUGAUUUAGAAGAUAAUGACCCAACCUAUGAGUUUGUGGGCAGCAGCAGGCGCCGGGUUCGCUCCCUGACCCACACCACCUAUACCGUGACAAGGCAUGAGGCACCACGACGCUCCCUGCAGGUCCAGACCACUAGAGUGACUUACUCUGUGGAAGAGGAGCUGAAGAAGAGACGCAGGCAGGCCGGACUCAGCCAGUCUUACAGAGACCUGCAUAAUUCCACAAUGAACUCUGAUCUGGACUCUGACCCCGACUCUGGAGGAGAGCUUUUGGAUUCAAAUGAGGAUGAGUGGAAACAGAUUGUGGACUUGCUGUGGAGCGACCCCAUGCCUCAGGACGGCUGCAUCCCCAACGACGUGCGAGGUGGAGGCUGUUACUGGGGUCCUAAUGUGACAGAGGAGGUCCUGCGACGUCACAACCUCACACUGCUGAUACGGUCUCAUGAGUGCAAGCAGGAGGGCUAUGAGUUCUGCCACAAUCGCAAGGUCCUGACCAUAUUUUCUGCAUCUAACUACUAUGAGGUGGGCAGCAACAGAGGAGCAUACAUCAGGAUGGGCCCUGACCUGGUACCUCACUUUAUCCAGUACCAGGCUAACAGGUCUACCAGGGAGCUCACAUUGAGACAAAGUGUUGGACAGACUGAACGUUCAGCUCUCAAGGCUUUGAGGGAGAAGCUAUUUGCACACAAGUCAGAACUUGUGAGUGCCUUUCAGGUGUACGACCCGGAGCAUAAAGGACGGAUUUCUCUGGGCAACUGGGCCAGUGCAAUGGAGGCUGUGUUGAAGCUGGGUCUACCAUGGAGGAUGCUACGGUCUCAGUUGGUGGGGGAGACAGUUGAUGGAAUGUUGGACUAUCAGCUCUGGUUCAGAGAACUGUCCAUUACCGAGCACAAAACAGAGCUCUCGAAUGCCAAUCUGCUUGAGACAAUGUAUAAGAACCACUCCAACCUAGAGACCAUUUUUAGGAUCAUAGACACCGACAACUCUGGUCUGAUCUCACUUGAAGAGUUCCGUCAGACGUGGAAGCUACUGAGCACCCAUCUGCAGACAGAUAUCAGUGACAAAGCCAUCAGCGACCUAGCUGUCUCUAUCGACUUCAACAAAGAUGGCAGCAUUGACAUCAACGAGUUCAUGGAAGCCUUCCGGCUUGUGGGAGGAGACCUACUGCAGCAUGAAGAUGACGUUCAUUGACACCACUUCGAUAAAAAACAGCCCUCUGCGCAGGUGUUACAUGAAAUCUAGCAGGACAAAAUGCAGUUCUGGGGGAAGUAUUCUAUAAUAACAAGUCUACUCGCUCAAGUCAAUGUACUCAUUUCCAGUCUCUCCGAACAGACAACAACACAGUUGGUGAUUUUAAUGAUUUUAUGAUUAAAGGGAAUAUUGCUUUUAUAUACAGAACUGUCAAGCUAUUGCUAGAAAAAAAUAACACAUUACUCCAGUACUAGCCUCUUUACACUGGCUGACUGGGGCUAGGGCUGAUUUUAAGGUUUUAUUGUUAACCUAUAAAGCAAUACA
Esox lucius (northern pike) is the source of this 2979-nucleotide messenger RNA. Its product is annotated as serine/threonine-protein phosphatase with EF-hands 2. The record is from RefSeq and is a predicted model, not a curated record. Lineage: Eukaryota; Metazoa; Chordata; Actinopteri; Esociformes; Esocidae. Gene Ontology annotation, molecular function: Hsp90 protein binding; iron ion binding; manganese ion binding. The coding region runs from base 472 to 2655 and encodes 727 amino acids. The transcript is spliced from 18 exons. Gene Ontology annotation, biological process: detection of stimulus involved in sensory perception; negative regulation of MAPK cascade. Gene Ontology annotation, cellular component: nucleus; cytosol.